Fukomys damarensis (Damara mole-rat) is the source of this 4367-nucleotide messenger RNA. It is a transcript of the gene Srebf1, whose product is annotated as sterol regulatory element binding transcription factor 1. Gene Ontology annotation, biological process: regulation of transcription by RNA polymerase II. Gene Ontology annotation, molecular function: DNA-binding transcription factor activity, RNA polymerase II-specific; RNA polymerase II cis-regulatory region sequence-specific DNA binding; protein dimerization activity. The record is from RefSeq and is a predicted model, not a curated record. The transcript is spliced from 19 exons. NCBI's taxonomy places the organism in Eukaryota, Metazoa, Chordata, Mammalia, Rodentia, Bathyergidae. The coding region runs from base 28 to 3501 and encodes 1157 amino acids. Gene Ontology annotation, cellular component: nucleus.
GGGCGGACCCGGCGGGGCAGAUGCGCCAUGGACGAGCCAACCUUCAACGAGGCGGCUCUGGAGCAGGCGUUGGCCGAGCCGUGCGAGCUGGACGCGGCGCUGCUGACAGACAUCGAAGACAUGCUUCAGCUCAUCAACAACCAAGACAGCGACUUCCCUGGCCUGUUUGAUCCACCUUAUGCUGGGACUGGGGCAGGAGACACAGACCCCGCCAGCCCUGGUGCCUGCUCCCCAAGCAGCUUGUCUCCGCCUCCAUCACUGAGCUCCCCUCUGGAAGCACUCCUGGGGGGGUCCAAGGCAACACCCCCGCCUUCAUCCCCUCCCCAGUCUGUACUCACCCCACUGAAGAUGUUCUCUUCUGUGACCCCCUUCUCCCCUGGGCAUGGUAUCAAAGAAGAGCCAGUGCCACUCACCAUCCUGCAGCCCUCUACCCUGCCAUCUCCAGCCCCACAGCCACCCACCCCACAGCCCUUACCGGCCCUCCUGCCUCAGAGCUUUCCAGCCCCAGCCCCUCCACAGUUCAACUCCACCCCUGUUUUGAGUUAUUCCAGCUCUCCUGGAGGCUUCGUGGCAGGAGCCUUUCCCGGGAGCACCCAGCAGCCACUGCCUGCCCUACCAUUGGCUUCCCCGACAGGCGUCACACCCACCUCCUUGCAUACCCCAGUUCAGAGUAUGGCCCCCCAGCAGCUUCUGACAGCCACAGCAGCCCCUGGAACAACCACUGUGACCUCCCAGAUCCAGCAGGUCCCGGUCCUGCUGCAGCCACACUUCAUCAAGGCAGACUCGUUGCUCCUGACAACUAUGAAAACAGAUGUGGGGGCCACUGUGAAGGCAGCGGGUAUCAGCUCUCUGGCCCCUGGCACAGCUGUGCAGACAGGGCCCUUGCAAACUCUGGUGAGCGGCGGGACCAUCCUGGCCACCGUGCCGCUGGUCGUGGACACUGACAAACUGCCCAUCAACCGGCUUGCGGCUGGCAGCAAAACCCCAGGCUCAGCCCAGAGCCGUGGUGAGAAGCGCACAGCCCAUAAUGCCAUCGAGAAGCGCUACCGCUCCUCCAUCAACGACAAGAUCGUGGAGCUCAAGGACCUGGUAGUGGGCACGGAGGCAAAGCUGAAUAAAUCUGCUGUCUUGCGCAAGGCCAUCGAUUAUAUCCGUUUCUUACAACACAGCAACCAGAAACUCAAGCAGGAGAACCUGAGUCUGCGAAGUGCUGUCCACAAAAGCAAAUCACUGAAGGAUCUGGUGUCUGACUGUGGCAGUGGAGGAAAUGCAGAUGUUGUCAUGGAGGGUGUGAAGUCUGAGGUGGUAGACACGCUGACUCCGCCGCCCUCGGAUGCCGGCUCGCCCUCCCAGAGCAGCCCUCUGUCCUUUGGCAGCCGGGGUAGUGGUAGCGGUGGCAGCGGCAGUGACUCGGAGCCUGACAGUCCAGUCAUCGAGGACAGCCAGGUGAAGCCAGGGCAGCUGCCGUCUCCCCACAGCCGAGGCAUGCUAGACCGCUCCCGCCUGGCCUUGUGUGCACUGGUUUUCCUCUGUCUGUUCUACAACCCCUUGGCUUCCCUGAUGAGUAGCCGGGGGCUUCCCAGCCCCCUGGAUGCCACCAGUGUCCACCACAGUCCUGGGCGUGCCAUGCUGGGUGCCGAGGGCAGAGAUGGCCCUGGCUGGGCUCCCUGGCUGCUGCCCCCGCUGGUCUGGCUGGGCAAUGGGUUGCUGGUGCUGGUCUCCCUGGCACUUCUUUUUGUCUAUGGAGAGCCGGUGACUCGGCCGCACUCAGCCCCCGCGGUGCACUUCUGGAGACAUCGCAAGCAGGCCGACCUGGACCUGGCCCGGGGAGACUUUGCCCAGGCUGCACAGCAGCUGUGGCUGGCCCUGCGAGCACUGGGCCGGCCCCUGCCUACCUCCCACCUGGAUCUGGCCUGCAGCCUGCUCUGGAACCUCAUCCGCCACCUAUUACAGCGCCUCUGGGUGGGCCGCUGGCUGGCCAGCCGCGCUGGGGGCCUACAGAGGGACUGUGCCCUAAAGGCAGAUGUGCGCGCCAGUGCCCGGGACGCAGCCCUUGUCUACCACAAGCUGCACCAGCUGCAUGCCAUGGGGAAGUACACAGGGGGGCAUCUUGCUGCCACCAACCUGGCACUGAAUGCCCUGAACCUGGCGGAGUGUGCAGGGGACACGGUGACCAUGGCAACGAUGGCAGAGAUCUAUGUAGCAGCUGCCCUGAGAGUCAAGACCAGUCUCCCGAGAGCCCUGCACUUUCUGACACGCUUCUUCUUGAGUGGUGCCCGCCAGGCCUGCCUGGCACAGAGUGGCUCAGUGCCUCUUGCCAUGCAGUGGCUCUGCCACCCUGUGGGCCACCGUUUCUUCGUGGAUGGUGACUGGGCCGUGUGCAGUGUGCCGAGGGAAAGCCUGUACAGCUUGGCUGGGAACCCAGUGGACCCCCUGGCCCAGGUGACUCAGCUAUUCCGCGAGCAUCUCCUGGAGAGAGCGCUGAACUGUGUGGCCCAGCCCAGCCUGAGCCCCAGCCCGGGGUCAACUGAUGGGGACAGGGAAUUCUCAGAUGCCCUCACCUACCUGCAGCUGCUGAACAGCUGCUCUGAUGCUGCCGGGACCCCUGCCUGCAGCUUCUCCAUCAGCUCGGGCAUGGCUGCCACCACCGGCACAGACCCAGUGGCUAAGUGGUGGGCCUCACUGACAGCUGUGGUCAUCCACUGGCUGCGGCGUGACGAAGAAGCAGCAGAGCGGCUGUACCCACUGGUAGAACACCUGCCCCGUGCCCUGCAGGAAAAUGAGAGACCCCUGCCCAGGGCAGCUCUGCAUUCCUUCAAGGCUGUCCGGGCACUGCUGGGCCGUGGAAAGGCAGAGUCGGGCCUGGCCAGCCUGGCCAUCUGUGAAAAGGCCAGCGGCUACCUGCAGGACAGCCUGGCUACCACACCAACUAGCAGCUCCAUUGACAAGGCUGUGCAGCUGCUCCUUUGUGACCUGCUCCUUGUGGCACGCACUAGUUUGUGGCGACAGCAGCAGCCACCUACCUCAACCCAGGUGGCCCAGGGUGCCGGCAGCGGGCUCCAGGCCUCUGCUCUCGAGCUUCGUGGCUUCCAGAGGGACUUGAGUGGCCUGAGGCGCCUGGCACAGAGCUCCCGCCCUGCCAUGCGGAGGGUGUUUCUGCAUGAGGCCACAGCCCGGCUGAUGGCAGGGGCCAGCCCCACGCGGACACAUCAGCUACUGGACCGCAGUCUGAGGCGGCGCGCAGGUCCGGGGAGCAAAGGAGGUGAGGGGACCUGCUGUCCUUACCCUGUCACCCGCUCCUCCCUGGUCAAGUGUACAUCUGACCUCGUCCUGGGGAGGGCUCUCGGGCCGCCCGGCUUCCUGUCGGCCCCGGGGCAGCGCGUGGGAAUGCUGGCCGAGGCGGCGCGCACGCUCGAGAAGCUCGGUGAUCGCCGGCUGCUGCACGACUGCCAGCAGAUGCUGAUGCGCCUGGGCGGCGGAACCACCGUCACUUCCAGCUAGAUUCCAGCGGCGCCCACGGUCUCCACGCCCCACCCGUGGCUGUGCUUCCCUGGGCAUGGGAGACCCUGUGGGACUUUUGUGUCUUGCUCUGUGCGGCCUACGCUUUACUGGACUAGCGGCCGCCAGGAUGGUGCUGCCCUCUGGUGGCCGGCUCGGGAAUAGCAGGCUUAGGGCCGGCAUUUGUCACCCCUUGCUCAGCAAGCGCCUAAGUGGCUUUUUUCUCUGGUCUGUCUAGAGAGAGGAGAGGGGCGCCUUUCCCUGAGCAGAGGGGGCCCCUGCACCGAAACGCCUCUCUGCAUUCUGGGAAGACUUGUACAUAGUGUAGAUCCGGGUGAGCCCCCUCCUGGCCUUGGGGGCUCGUGAGCUUCUUUGCCUUUUGCAAACUUUUAUUUUCGUAGGUUGAAGUUUUGUACAGACAAUAAAAAAUGAAAUUAUUUAUAACCUAGAUUUUGUUCCAUGCUGACCAGAGCGUCCCAUCCCCCACCCAUCGAAAGGGACGAACUGCUCUCCAGCUCACGUUUCAGCCGUUAGGGCUGGAUGGUUUCAGUUUUCCCUUCUCGCCACCGCCACCAUGCCCCAGGGUGUCACUGGGAACAGAGGCGGGGCCCUCAAGGGCAGGUUGUGACCGCUACAACCUGUAUGUCUGGACCAUCGCGCUCCCCCCACCACCUCACCAGCUGUCCCCUGGUCACCUCCUUGCACACCCGGGAACCCUUGUACCACCACACACACACACACACACACACACACACACACACCCCCGCUCAGUCACGAGAAAUGGCAGCAGGGUCUCCUGUUCCUACACAGAAGGGGAGAACUCCAUCUUCCCUGAUGCCUCCCCCCAUCCCCAUACCCCACCUAAAGCC